AUGUGGAAUGACGAGGAUAACAAUCCAUAUGGCGCAUUUGAUCGCCACACAGCGUCUGUGAACGAUCCCUUCCAGGCGCCAGCAAUGUCACCCACAUUCAAUCAGCCCCCUUCCCCACAGUCUCCUAGCGAUGGAGUUCCAGAAUAUUCAGCGAGAUCGCACACGCCUAGCGACAACGGCGACGAGCCCGAGCACGAGCAGGCAACACCAGAGGGCUAUGCGGGGCACACUGCACCACCGACCUACUCGCGCAAGAAGGGCGUGUAUGAGAGCAGAAUACAACAGAUUCUAUAUGAAAACCCUGAGAUUCCAAUUCUGAUUACACAUGCGGGCAAGAACCAUGAAGGCGGUGGCGGGUUUAUAGUGUACACAAUACGAACGGGGGUAUGUUACAAGUCUGAAGGAUCCCAUUCCUCUCUGGGUCAUGAUUCUGAUAUCCUCGCCAUCUACCAGGACCUUGAGGUCAGACGCCGAUAUUCCGAAUUCAGUUCGCUCCGUGCCACCCUCGUAAACCUCCACCCUACCCUCAUCGUUCCGCCGAUUCCGGAGAAGCAUAGUAUGGCCGAUUAUGCGGCGAAACCGACAAAAGCUAAAGAGGACGCAUCGAUCAUCGAACUGCGGAAACGUAUGCUCAGCGUCUUUCUGAACCGUUGUCGGAGAAUGAAAGAGGUCCGAGAAGAUGGCGUUUGGUGGCGGUUCCUGGACCCGAAUGCCAGCUGGAGCGAGGUUCUUCACUCUCACCCGGCCUCGUCUGUCCCGAAGAAUAACUUGAAAGCCCCUCCUCUCGACCCGGCAAACCCGAAACCCGCGCACAACUGGCUCCCAGUCCCAUCCUCGUCAGCCAAGUUGAAAGCCGUCAGCGGGGGCACAACGUCCGAAACUAGUUUACCAGGAACUGUCCCCGGUUUCCUCAAUCGCUUCCCUCCCUCGUCCAGGAACCUGGAUGAGCAUGAAUUGGACCCAUAUUUUAUGAAUUUUGAGGCGUCAACCAGAGAACUAGAGCUGCUGCUUCAGGGAAACAUUGAAAAAGUCAAUAGACGAACAUUGAACCAUCUCUCUUCUCUUGCGACAGACUUGAUGGAGUUAGGCGCACGGUUCAACGGAUUCUCCCUCUCAGAGCCCUCGCCAACGGUCGCAGCAGCCAUUGAGCGGGUUGGGCAAGCGGCAGAUAACUCAUACAUAGAGACAGAAGAGCUGUCAAACGCCCUCAACGCGACUUUUGCAGAACCAAUGCGAGAGAGCGCCCAAUUUGCGGGGGUUGUUCGUAGUGUUCUUCGUUACCGAGUGCUGAAGAGGGUGCAAGAAGAGAUGACGAGGGAUGAGUUGAGCAAGAAGAAAGCACUCCUCGAUUCGCUGGAACGAAGCGAGUUAGAAGCCAAGAGAAUUGAGCAAUACCUCAAUAAGACAGGACCCCCAGCUAACAAGCCGCAGCGAUCGUUAUCGGAUUCAUCGGCAGCAAGCAAUGUUGACCAAGGAGGAGGCGGCGAAGGUCGAGGGAGCAUGGAGGACACGGCAUCCAUCGACUCUGAUUUCCCGCCUACCGGCGAUAACCCACGCCCGUCCGCAGCACAAGGCCUUCCACAUCGUCCCGCUGACAAGCCCUCGCCUCCCACGCCGGGCCAUAAGCACUCCAGUAGCGGUAGCUUUAUGGCCAAUAAGAUCUUCGGCCGUAUCAGCCACGCAGUUCACGGGUUUGUCGAUGUAGAUCCAGAGCGGACUCGGAGAGACCAGAUUGGGAAAACAAAGGAAAGUCUAGUUCAGCUGGAGCGAGCGCUUGAGGUAUCCGAACAAGAUGUGAAAGACGCCAGUGCGGGCGUGUUGCAAGAUCUAAAGCGGUUCCAGAAGGAGAAAGAAGACGAUCUCAAGCGCUACAUGGUGGCGUAUGCUCGGUGCCAUCUUGAUUGGGCGCGCAAGAACCUGGAGACGUGGACGGAGGCCAAGGACGAGGUUGAUAAAAUCAUUGUCCGUUGA
Molecule: messenger RNA, 1971 nt
Organism: Uncinocarpus reesii 1704
Lineage: Eukaryota; Fungi; Ascomycota; Eurotiomycetes; Onygenales; Onygenaceae
Product: sorting nexin-41
Exons: 5
Coding region: 1-1971 (656 amino acids)
Biological process (GO): retrograde transport, endosome to Golgi
Molecular function (GO): phosphatidylinositol binding
Source: RefSeq, a predicted model, not a curated record